AUGAAGAGUGGGAAGUGUUCUAUUGGAUUGAGGCAAACACUACGCCUUCUGCGUAAAGGUGGUGCUAGACUGAUCAUUAUUGCCAACAAUACUCCUCCACUGAGGAAGACGGAGAUAGAGUAUUACGCAAUGUUGUCGAAAACCGGAGUUCACCACUACAACGGCACAAACCGCGACUUGGGAACAGCAUGCGGUAAAUACUUCCGAGUGAGCACACUGGCUAUCGAGGAUCCAGGUAA
Molecule: messenger RNA, 239 nt
Organism: Trichobilharzia regenti
Lineage: Eukaryota; Metazoa; Platyhelminthes; Trematoda; Strigeidida; Schistosomatidae
Source: the annotation of a GenBank genome assembly